AUGACUGACGGUUCGACAACUCCACUCGCCGCCAAGGUGAAUAACCUGGCAUUGACCGAAUACGCCGCUGCCCCGACGCCGCCAUCGGAGAAGGUUGACCAGUUGGGAACGCCGCCAGAUUGGGGCAUCGCGGACUCGUUCCUGCUUCCAAAUGGGUAUCCAGACUAUCUCCGAUUGAUUUUAACAUCGCGGGUUUACGAUGUCAUCGAUGAAACACCAUUGCACCAUGCUGUCAACCUCAGCAAUCGCCUCGAAUGCAAGGUCCUUCUCAAGCGAGAGGACAUGCUCCCUGUCUUCAGUUUCAAGCUCCGUGGAGCUUACAACAAGAUGGCGCAUUUGCCUCCGGAGAGGCGAUGGAAGGGCGUCAUUGCUUGCUCUGCAGGUAACCAUGCGCAGGGCGUCGCCUUCUCUGCCCGUCAUCUGAAGAUUCCCGCCACCAUCGUCAUGCCCUCCGGUACCCCGGCGAUCAAGCACCUGAAUGUAUCCCGUCUAGGUGGUAGUGUCAUCCUUCACGGAAACGACUUCGAUGCGGCCAAGGAGGAAGCACACCGGUUGGAGAAGCAGCAUGGACUCACUAGCAUUCCGCCGUUCGACGAUCCGUACGUCAUCGCCGGUCAAGGAACCAUCGGAAUGGAAAUCGUGCGCCAGGCGAACUUACAAAAUUUGGAGGCAGUCUUCUGCGCUGUUGGUGGAGGAGGAUUGAUUGCUGGUAUUGGUGUCUAUUUGAAGCGCAUUGCACCCCACGUGCGAAUCAUCGGCGUGGAGGCUGAUGACGCUAAUGCCAUGGCCCAGUCUCUGAAAAUGGGCGAACGCGUUCUUCUCAAAGAAGUUGGACUUUUCGCUGACGGAGCGGCUGUCAAGACAGUUGGUGAGGAGACAUGGCGUCUGGCCCGCGAUGUCGUAGACGAGGUCAUCCAGGUUACGACAGAUGAGACAUGCGCGGCGAUUAAGGAUGCCUUUAUGGACACUCGGUCUAUCAUCGAACCAGCCGGUGCCCUUGCUCUUGCUGGUCUGAAGAAAUACAUCGCAAAGAACCCUAGCCCUGACACCAGCCGGGAACUGGUUGCCGUCACCUCGGGGGCGAACAUGGACUUUGAUCGGUUGCGUUUUGUCGCAGAGCGUGCUGCUUUGGGUGAGCGGAAGGAAGCUCUUCUGAGCGUAAACAUUCCCGAGAAGCCUGGUGCGUUCGCAAAACUCAUCGAGGUUGUCCUGCCCCAUGCCGUAACCGCCUUCAGCUACCGAUACGCCCGUGCUGAAUCUGCAGACAUUUUGAUGGGUAUCUCUCUGUCGGCAUCAACAGGCCAGAAGGAUCUAGCCAACAUCAUCAACCAAUUGACGAAGGAAGGCAUGUCCGCGAAGGACCUGAGUGAUGACGAGCUCGCCAAGCGGCAUCUGCGCUUCCUGGUCGGUGGCCGCUGCGAAGUCCCGAACGAGCGUCUGUUCAUGUUUGAAUUCCCCGAACGCCCGGGCGCUCUGGCCAAGUUCCUCACCACUCUUCGACCUAACCAAAACAUCUCUCUAUUCCACUACCGCAACUACGGAGGUAAUGUCGGCAAGGUACUGGCGGGUAUCCAGUGCCCUGAAUCCGAAAAGGAAGAGCUGGAGGCUUUCCUUCGGGAUCUGGGCUACCCGUUCAGUGAGCACACCAAUUCUCCUACAUACCAGACUUUCCUCCGCAAUUAA
This is a messenger RNA of Aspergillus chevalieri, 1683 nucleotides long. RefSeq names its product threonine dehydratase, biosynthetic (gene ILV1). Gene Ontology annotation, biological process: L-threonine catabolic process. Gene Ontology annotation, molecular function: threonine deaminase activity; pyridoxal phosphate binding. The coding region runs from base 1 to 1683 and encodes 560 amino acids. The record is from RefSeq and is a predicted model, not a curated record. NCBI's taxonomy places the organism in Eukaryota, Fungi, Ascomycota, Eurotiomycetes, Eurotiales, Aspergillaceae. The transcript is spliced from 3 exons.